This is a messenger RNA of Penicillium nucicola, 912 nucleotides long. It is a transcript of the gene fma-AT, whose product is annotated as acetyltransferase fmaC. The transcript is spliced from 2 exons. Lineage: Eukaryota; Fungi; Ascomycota; Eurotiomycetes; Eurotiales; Aspergillaceae. The coding region runs from base 1 to 912 and encodes 303 amino acids. The record is from RefSeq and is a predicted model, not a curated record.
AUGGCACUGGCUCGCCGAGAGACUCAGUUCAACGCUCGCGAUGGAACCACGCUUCGGGGCUGGCUCUAUCCUCAAGGCGAAAAGUCUCCAUGCGUGAUCAUGACACACGGGUUGGGCGGCGUUCGUCAUUUAUGGCUCCCAGCUUUUGCCGCUCGCUUUCAUGAUGCUGGCUACAAUGUACUGCUCUAUGACAAUCGGAAUUGGGGUGACAGCGAUGGGCUGCCGCGCCAGGAAUCUAACCCGCCACUUCAGCAAGCCGACUACUAUGACGCGUUCAAUUUUGCGUCUACAUUUCCUAGCGUGGAUGCUUCACGCAUUGUCUACUGGGGGACGAGCUUUUCUGGUGGGAAUGUCUUGCACGCCGCUGCUGCGGACAAGCGCAUCAAGGCUGCUAUCGUGCAGUGUCCUGCUGUUUCUGGGGAGACCCGAUCUUUAGCGUUCAAGGACCGGAUCAAAACUCUUUUGGACAAUCGCAGUUAUGCCACUGGUACUGAGCCAGAGAGAAUUCCUCUCAUUGCAGAUGGCGUAGCGGCUGCUCAGAGAGGGGCACCAAAUGUUAUGUUUCCCGGUGUUCAUGCCUAUGGACAUGUGCGGGAGUCGCAUGAAUGCGGAGCGGUAUGGGAGAACUUCAUCACCACUCAGACGCAGGUGAAUAUGCUUCUUUUUGAAGGGCAGGCAAUGAUUCACCGUAUCUCGCCGACUCCACUCCUUAUGGUUAUUCCGGGGAAUGACGAACUCGUCACCACAUCAUCACAGUUGGCCGCUUAUGAAAAAGCAAGGGAGCCAAAGCAAAUGCUUUACCUUGAAGGAGCGGGCCAUUUUGAUAUCUAUACGGGAGAUUGGUUUGAAAGGAACAUUACGGCACAGUUGGAGUUCUUGAAGAGGCAUGUUGGUCAACCUGAGAAUGUUUGA